Porites evermanni is the source of this 9166-nucleotide messenger RNA. Lineage: Eukaryota; Metazoa; Cnidaria; Anthozoa; Scleractinia; Poritidae. The record is from the annotation of a GenBank genome assembly.
AUGUCUUCGAGCACGCACAACUUAAACCGAAAGAGGCCCGCAGAUUCCGAAAUCGAAGGCACUGAACCAGACGAAUCUCCAGAUGACCACGAUAGAACGGAAGAUCUUAAAAUAAAAACCCUGGAUGAAAUUUUACAAGAAAAACGUAGACGGAUAGAAAAGGAUGAUGAAGGUGAAGGGGGAGCAUCACAAGGAAAUUCGAGAACUGCUAGUCCAUCCGCUACAGGUGGAAGGCGAGAAUCGAGAACGUCUUCGAAACAUGGUUCUCCAACUCAGGAAGGAGGAAGUGAGAUUAUUUAUCAGAUGAGUCCUGAACCGCAAAGCUUGUCUCCAAGUAAGUAAUUAGAAAUGUGUGGAAAAUGUGAUAAGUAGAACACGAUUGUGCACGUGGGUGUCCCGAGUGGGUGUAGUUCUCAGUAGGACUGUUGUAGACAGUGACUUAUGUUUUGACAAAUCUGUGCAGUAGUCAUCGUCAGACUGAGGCCCUUUUCAAACAUUGCACUACUGCCGUGUCGAACUCAAAUUAAUUUGACCUGGCAGUUGCACAGCAAUAGCACGGGAGUGGUUUAAACGUCAAAUGUAAUUCAGUCACUCCAAACUUAAAAUAAGCAAAAUAUUGCAGUCAGGCUCAGUAGAGUCAAAGCACUUAAACAUAUACAUUUCAUAAUUUAUGAAGUGAGUUUGGCAUGGCAAUAGCGCUACAUUUGAAAACGAGCCGUGCCACUGCUGUGUAGCUUGGCAGAUCCUGUCUAAUUUAAUUGCUGUGCCAAACUAAAAUUAAUUCAAGGUGCUGCACUGAAUGAUUUUAAUGAUUUUGUCAUUCACAGCAUCAUCUACAAAUGGUACUCCAAUAAAGGCCAAAGGGCAGAUGUCUCAGGAUGAUGAACCUGCAGGGCUUCGCAUCAGACAACGCCGGAAAACAACAGAGGAAGAAGAAGGAGAGAUUGUUAGUGAUCUUUCAGACUCUGAGAGCAAAAAAGUUGAAAAACGGAGAAGACAUUCUUCAUCUAAAAGCCAUGACGCUGCAGAGGUUGGCGUCAUAAGAGAUUCUCUCAGUGAGCAGUCAGAUUCAGAGAACAAAAGGACUGAGAAGAGAAGAAAGUAUUCUUCUUCAAGAACUGCUGAUACUGAUGACAGGCAAAGAGAAAAAGACAACGUCAGUGAUCCCUCAGACCCUGAGGAUGUGAAACGUGAUCAGAAGAUAAAAUAUUCGUCUCCAAAACACCCUGAUUCUGAUUUAAAGGCUUCCAGGCCAUCAGAACAAACAAGGAAGGAUAAAGGUAAUUGUAUAAAAAUUAUUUAAUCAUGCAACCAGGUAUAUUGUGAUUUUGUGAACUUGCAAUAAAGUAAAUGAUACAUGUAUGCCCUCAAAGUGGUUUUAUAAACUCAGAUGAAAAGUCAGGUUUGAAUCCUGGUCAAACCUACUUUUUUUGUUUUGUUUUUAAACUGCUCAGGUUGAACAUGUGAAAGUCAUUUACACAUUCACCAUCUGCACCAUCUUGCCUCGUCUUGCACCCACCACUCCCCUCCCCUCUUACCCAUAAUUUUGGUUAAUAAUAAUUUUUCAAUUUCUCCUGGGUUUAACAGUCAUUACAAGAGAAAUUGAAGAUAAUGCUUUGGGGAUCAACAAGGUGUAUAUUAGGCCAUUUACACUAAGAGGUCAUUUGACAUAGUUUUUAUGAAAGUUAUAUGAUUUUGCCUUCGAAAAUGAUUAGUGGAUCAUAUCUUAAUCAAAAUAAUAGUGAUUUGGUUUAUCAAACCCACACCAUUUUCUUAAAAUGAGUAAGCUCGUAGCUGGUCACGUGACCAAAAUGUGAUUUUUAAAAUUAUGAAUUACCUCUAUCUGAACACAAAUUUUGCUCUUAAACUUCAAGGAAAAUGUUGAAAAGAUGAUGUGAUAACGUUUACAUCACAUCUGAACAUAACUAUCAAACGUUUAACAAGAUAUAAGCAAAAGAGAGUUUUGGCAGCCAUGUGGGAGGGCAAGAGUAUGCCCUUCAACAUGGCAGCCAAUACAAAUCAUAAAAUAUUUCCCUUAAAUGCAUUUCCUCUCAAAUUUCGGGUGUAAGAUAAUUUUUAUAUGCUCUGUCAAUUUUUGGCAUCAGCAAGAUUCCAACUCACUGUUUAAAGCAUUGAUCACGUGGCCUCUUAGUGCAAGUGGCCUAUUGGCAACAUGAGAAUGUUGAUUCAUAAGGAGUUAUCUUAACCCUUUAAGCCCCAAUAUCCACAUACAAAUUCUCCAAACUGAUGUCUGUACAUUUCCGUAAAGAAUGAGUUGAGAGAAUUUGAUAUGAUCAAAGUAUUUUCUCUUAGGUGAUCAUUUAAUUAAUUCUGAUAACCUCAUCUGAUGAUAAUGUAUGGAUAUCGUUAGGAGAAAAUUUCUGUUGGUCACUAUUGGGACUUAAUGGGGUUAAUAUUGUGGUUUUGUUCACUGGUUUGUAGGUUCCAUGGUGACAACAAAGGCAAAUGAAGAGUCAAGUGAGGAAGACAGUAGUAGUGAGGAAGAGAGUGACGAGGACACGGAAACAGCGGCAGCCACCAAGAGGGUACAAAAAGAAACAAAGGAAGUAGCCGAUGAGAAGAAAGUGAGCAGUGAAUCAGAGUCUGAAAGUGAUGAUAGCAGUAGUGAUGAUGAUGAUGAUGAUGAUGAUGAUGAUGAUGAUGACGAUAAUGAUGACAAUGAUGAUGAAGAGGUGGAAGAAAAGAAGGAAAGCAGCAGCAGAAUCAAAGAGCAGAAGGCAGCAAGCAUUAAGUCAAGUGAAGGUAAGGAUGUUGGGAAAAAGGUUACUGCAAAGACCAAUGAGGAAAGUUCAAGUGAGGAGGAAGAAAGUAGUGAAGAAGAAAGUGAUGAGGAAGGUGAUAGUGAAACAUCAGAAGAAAGUGAAGAAGAGGAAAAGAAAACAAAAUCUGCACCAAAGACUGAGAAAGUGACUGAAAAAGGCAAAGAGGAUGAGAUUGAAAUAGAGGAUCUCCAUUCAGAGUUGCAGCAGCUUAAGCAACAAAGACCAACUGAUGACAAAUACAAGCAGAAAACUAAGACAGAGCGCCAUCAUCGCNGAGGAAGGUGAUAGUGAAACAUCAGAAGAAAGUGAAGAAGAGGAAAAGAAAACAAAAUCUGCACCAAAGACUGAGAAAGUGACUGAAAAAGGCAAAGAGGAUGAGAUUGAAAUAGAGGAUCUCCAUUCAGAGUUGCAGCAGCUUAAGCAACAAAGACCAACUGAUGACAAAUACAAGCAGAAAACUAAGACAGAGCGCCAUCAUCGCCGUGAUGAAAGUUCAUACAGGAAAAGGGAGCAGGAAUCACUACAUACAAGGGGUUAUACAUUGAGGAAAGUUUCUGAUAAGGAGAAGGACUUGAAGUAUGAAAGUCAUAGAGAAAGAAGUCAUCGGAAUGACGACAGUAAGAGUAGGUCCUAUGAGAAAAGCAGUUCUGAGGAUAGAAGUCGUGAUAAACACAAGUCAAGUGGUAAUGCUAAGGAUGUAUCUAAAGUGAAAUUAAACAGAACAGGUUCAAGAGAGAAAUAUUCUGAAGGGGAUGUCGAUAAACGAAGGAAGAGUUCAAGAAAAGAUUCAGGCAAGACCAAAUCUCCCGAGGAAGCAUCUAGAACUGCAUCUAAAGGUAAAGAUCGGAAAGAUCGCGGUGAAAGUAGGAAGAAAGCCACUUCGGAGAAAGUGGAUAAAGACAACAGAAGCAGCUAUGAUGUGACUUCUAGCAAAUCAAAGAAAGAUGAAGGGCCAUCAGUGAUCCUGACUGAACGUGAGAGGCGGCAGUUCUCCAAUGAAAUUGUGGACAUUGACAGUGAGGGUAGCAGCGAUGAAGGUGAGGCUGUUGGGCCCCAUUCAGAUGCAGAAAUGAAACAGGAUCAGCUUUCUGACGGUGAGGAGGAGAAGAAAGAAGAGGCCAAACUUCCACCUUAUUAUCCUGCUGUUCGUGGCUGCAGAAAUGUUGAGGAGUUUCAGUGGCUGAACAGAAUUGAAGAGGGAACGUAUGGGGUCGUCUACAGAGCAAAGGAUAGGAGAACAGGUUUGGUUAUUAAUUUUCCUUUCUAUGCCCAUUUAUUUUGGUACAUUCAUUCCUGUUGUAAUUGGGUGAUUUAUGAUAUUGUUGGUGUUGAGGUAUAUGUUCAUGUAGUGGAUUGCAUUAACCUUUUAAGUCCCAAUAGUGACCAACAUCAAUUUUCUCCCAAUGAUAUCCAUACAUUGUCAAGAGACUAGGUUAUGAGAAUUAAUAAAAUGAUCACCUAAGAGAAAAUGCUGUGAUCUUUUGUCAAAUUCUCUCAACUCAUUCUUUAAGAAAAUAUAUAGAGAUCAGUUUGGAGAAUUUGUAUGUGGAUAUUGGGGCUUAAGGGGUUAACUGAUUGAACACAUUGAGGAUAAGGAUUUACAGUAUGUUCUGUACACUUCUUGAAUGCAAAUUAUUGCCACAAUGUUCAUUGAAAUCUUUUUGUAUUUAAUGUACAUCUUUUGCUGUACGUUCGUAGGGUGGGUGCAUGCUUCAUCAGUGUUCUCAACAGAUCGCGCCAUUAUGAGAUGCGCACACUUGCGAAAUGGUGCUCUUAAUAAGUCCUUAAGGGCCCUUCAGUUGCAAAACUGUACUAUUAAGAAGCCAAUUUUGGUUGUAAAUAGGUUUAUUUGGGUUGUAAAUAAGCAUUCAAUUUUUUUCUACUGCUUGGUGCUGGACUAUGAGCUUUUUUAAAUUUAACAAUAAUUAUUGUUCUCCAUAGUGUGACUGCAUACAACAAUAUUCAGCUAAAACAUUUGAUAUUAUUCCAGUCUAAUAAAGUAGUAUUACACAAAUUUUAGUUGGAAACUUCAAACUGAGUAAACACUUGUGACCCAUUCUUUGUUUUAAAUGGCCCAGAAACUUCAAGGCCUGGGGUCAUUGGGCCGUAAAUCACAAAAUUCUGGUGAAAACACUGUUUUUAAAAAUUAGUAACAUUUAAUGUCACAAGUAUUACAGCCUGACAUUGUGUUGUCCUGAGGGGCUUCUUGUAUUGGUGCAACAACGUACACUAUUCUCAAAUUUGUUUCAUUUCAAGGUGAUAUAGUUGCAUUGAAGAAACUAAAGAUGGAAAGAGAAAAGGAGGGAUUUCCUAUUACGUCUUUGCGUGAAAUCAAUACCCUUUUGAAAGCACAGCAUCCUAACAUUGUGACUGUUAGAGUAAGUGCCCUGUUAAAGCCAGCCUGAUUUGUGAUUUUUUCAGUUUCAAGUGUAAUUGUACUUCUGUUUUUUUGUCUAACAAUAACACUUUACUCCAGGAACUAUUCUUUUGCUGAUUAGUCCCCUAACAGCUGUCCUUUUUCUCAUCACACGAUGUUCCUCCCCAAAGGAAUGGCUGCUGACAAGCAAACUACUACCCUGCGAUCAGAGGCGACAUUUUCGCUGUGUGAGCUGGCGUGCGAAAAGUAGCCUCUGCUGACAACCGUUCAAUUUUCUAUCGUGCAUGCACGAGAUUUGUCACGCGAUUCGCAAGCAAAAUUAAUCGUCAGGUCUGUCGUCAAACGACGCGAGUUUCUUGGGAAUAAAAAAAAAUUGUGACAACUCGGAUCUGCUACGCAAGACUCAUGCAAGACUCGCGCAGUGCUCUAAACUGGUCAAGAACUGGAAAAAACCCAUUUUUUAAAUUUUUUUGUCCAGAUAUCUGGACGGAUUUGAAUGGUUGUCGGCAGAGGCUACUUUUCGCACACCAGUUCACACAGCGAAAAUGUAGCCUCUGCUCACAGGGUAGCAAACUACAUUCCUUUACUAUUGUUUCAUCAAUUUACUGAAGUAACCAAUCAUCUAUCAGCAAAUUGGGAGUGAUGCUUUUGACAAUUAAAAAAGAAAAUAAUUUCCGUGGCAUGACAAGUAACAGCUUCAUAGGAUACAACUGGACAGCAAUAUUAAGAUGGCACAAUUUAAAAUGCAGGCUGUGAUUGGAUGGCAUUUAAAACGAUAAUAAUGGAACAAAUAAUGGAAUAAUGGGACUGUGAUUGUGAAGAAUAAUGGAACUGUGAUUGGUUGAAACUUUGAAAGGUGUCUGCUCAAAUGUGACUAGCCGCAUCUUUGAGCAAGAAUUGUGUGAUAAGACUUGGAACAGCUGUAUACAUGUAGGAGGCUACAUGACCGUGUUUGCUGAUAAACAUAUUGUAGAAAUUGCAGGCAUUGUUGUAUGUUUGCAGGGUACAUUUUCUGUUUCAUUACUUUUGUGAGGUGUGGCACAAGUUUGCAAAGUUUAAUGUGGUGGCAAAUAAUUAUACUGCUUCUGUAAUUUUAAAUAAAAUGAUAUUCUCAUCGUGUCUUGCUUCUGCAGGAAAUAGUGGUGGGCAGCAAUAUGGACAAAAUAUACAUUGUUAUGGACUAUGUUGAGCAUGACCUGAAGGUUCUUAUGGAACACAUGACACAAGGGUUUAGAAUUGGUGAGUGAGCAUUCCUAGAACAACAAUACUGAAACAGUCACAAGCGCCCAUUUUCUUGGAGACCCUUGAUUAUCUGCGCAGCAUGUGAAAUAGUAUAUAUGUUAAGAGUCUGCCUUCUGGGUGGGUACAGUUAAUUGCAUACCACAAUUGUUUACUGUCCAUAAAAGAACAGUUGAAUCCUCUAGCAAUAAUUGUUUGCAUAGUGUUACAGAGACAUCCAUGAACUUUCUUAGUGUUUCAAAACAAUUAUUAAAAUUAAUGUUAAAGAGCUUGACUACUGACAGGUUCCCAUGUUCAUCUCUCAUUUUAAUUUUAAUUUUUAUCUAGGUGAAGUCAAGACACUGAUGAUUCAACUUCUAAGAGCUGUUGUGCAUCUCCAUGACAACUGGAUUCUUCAUCGGGAUCUGAAAGCCUCUAACUUACUCCUCAGUAACAAGGGAAUUCUUAAGGUUCGUUUGAUUAAUGAAAUAAUAAGGGUUUAGAAAAGAACUCUACUUUGGUCGCAAGUUGUCCAUAAGACUUAACUCCUGGAGGAGUCAAGGUUGUGCCCCUAGAAACAUUGCUAAAGCUGUUAAGUGCAGUUCCUUCAUAAGCAGUUCACUUCUUUAUUUUAAUUUUUGUUAUCAUUAUCAUUAUUAUUAUUAUUUUCGCUAGAGUUCAAUAAGCUUGAAACUUGACUUAGCAAAAACACUUACUGUUUCUUUGGAAUUAAUUUGAUAACAGGUUGGUGAUUUUGGACUGGCAAGAGAGUAUGGCUCUCCUCUUAAGAGCUAUACACCUAUCGUUGUGACACUGUGGUACAGGGCACCUGAAUUACUGCUUGGCACCAAGGUACAUUGUACUGUAUAAUUUAGUCAUAGACAACAUUACCUAUUUCUUUUGAAGAAGCCUCUAAAUUCUUCCAUAUUCCAAAUAUUCUAGGUCCAGAUCCAGACAAUAAUAUUGUGCUCUUUUUAAUUAUUGAGGUAGAGGAGGCCAGCUAUUAUUAUUUAGCAAAGUCCAAUUAGUGGUCUGUUAUCAAUGCUGCAUUCUGAUUGGUUGAGCUACUACUACGCUAUAUGUUAUACCCCACCAGUAGCAAAAAGGGCCCGUCUUUGAAAACCAAAACAAUGGCAGCUGAAUCACAUUUUGCUAGCUAAAGUUGUUUUGUCCUGAUAUUUUUGACCGACUAGUUGGAUUUUACUAAAACAAUUAUUCCUCCCGCCCUCAUGGCCUCUGGGUCAAUAGCCCUAUUGACUCAGAGCCCAUUCAGACUCGAGGAAUAAUAAUUUAUAAUAAAAUAAUAAAAGAAUAUUUAUUGUUUGCAGAACUCUGAGAGCAUGUCUGUCCAGAAAUAAAGGCUUUUGAAAAACUGAUCUUACUUAGAGGUUUUUACAUUUUUAACACAUUGUCAUAUAAAUGGAAGAGAGAUGUGGCCCUCUCAACCCAUUAUGAUUUGCAAAAGCACAUUGAGAUUGUAUGUAUAAAUAAUAGUGCUUUUCGAAUUAAAUCGUAGUUGAAGGUUGUUGUAAUAUUUGACAAUUUGUCCUAUACUUGCGAAGGUCGAGGAGCCCUUUCCCCGCCCCCCCCCCCCCACCCCCGGCAAAAAAAAAAUCCAUCCAUGCAUACUAUCGUUCCAAGUUGACACAAAAUGAUUUCUCUUUAGCUCCAACUUUAGAUCGUGAAACACAAUAUUAUUUCAACAAGUUAUAUUUACCACCAUUCUUCUUAGUUAAAAUAAAAUACAACUCCGGGUAGUGAAAAGUAAAAAGUUACACCCAAAUGGUCGAACUUAAUGAUAUUCAAGGUUUUAGCCAGAAGGGUGUCCAGCUGUCCUAUGGACGCCCAUUUUUGGAAGACAUGCAAGGAAACUUCACUUAAUCUCUUAUGAUUUUAUGGGAAAACACGCCUUUUUGACGACCAGUUUUCAAUGUCUGGCUAGAAGCCUGCUUGUAUUGGAACCCACUGAACACGAGAUUCCCCCAACAAUGUUACAAGUAUGUGGAGGACUUCAUGUAUGUGUACUCCACCCCCUGAUAAUACAAAAGAGGUUGGACACCCUGUUCAUCUGCACAGUAAAUCCUCACGUUCUUCAGAACGCAUCCUAAUCUGGUGUUCCUGUGGCACAAAGGCAGAACUUUUCGAGCUCUCACGGGUGACUGCCAAUUAACCACCCCUAUAAAUUUUAUCAGGGGCAUCUCGGCCCUGGACUCCUUUCAACUCGAGUGACGAAUGUGGAUCCGUAAUCAAUGAUUACCUCUCAUAAUAUCAAUAUAUUGUAUGAUUAUUCACUGUUUAGUGAUUACAAAAUUCUUUGUUGUUAUAGGAAUACUCAACUCCCAUCGAUCUGUGGUCUGUUGGUUGUAUAUUUGCGGAGUUGUUGACGAUGAAGCCACUUUUCCCGGGCAAGUCGGAGAUAGAUCAGAUCAACAGAAUAUUUAAAGUAAGACUUUGUAUUAGCAUUGCAUAGAUGAAAAUUUGUUUAUUAUUUAUUCAAAAUGUUUCUCCGUUUCUCAUUGGCUCAAAUCACCCGGCUGAUUACUCGUAACCAGCUGUGUUUCGGGUAAAUCGUCUCUAUUAGAGUCAAGCCACUUAGCAAUAAAUUUACUAGUGUCAACGCUUAAUAAAAAAGAAAAGGCAUCACUUAAUGUUGACGUGCGUCGCUCAAAAACGCCUUUGCUUAACCUCCCUGUUAUCUUUUUUUUUUUUUCAGGAACUUGGAACUCCCAGUGACAAAAUUUGGCCUGGACCACCAUCUUACUCUGAACUUCCAGCUGUUAAAAAGGUU